Eimeria necatrix is the source of this 5340-nucleotide messenger RNA. RefSeq names its product gamma-tubulin complex component 2, putative. Lineage: Eukaryota; Apicomplexa; Conoidasida; Eucoccidiorida; Eimeriidae. Gene Ontology annotation, biological process: mitotic cell cycle; spindle assembly; meiotic cell cycle. Gene Ontology annotation, cellular component: equatorial microtubule organizing center; gamma-tubulin small complex; centrosome. The transcript is spliced from 10 exons. The record is from RefSeq and is a predicted model, not a curated record. Gene Ontology annotation, molecular function: microtubule minus-end binding; gamma-tubulin binding. The coding region runs from base 1 to 5340 and encodes 1779 amino acids.
AUGCCGCGGCAGCCGCUGGCCUCUCCUGUGCUGCUGAACUGCUCCGUGGGUUUGGUCUCAGUGCAGCGGGCAGGCCACCAGUACCUCACAGUAGAGGAAGCACCAGCAGCAGCAGCAGCAGCAGCAGCAGCAGCAACAGCAGCAGCAGCAGCAGGUCGCCUUGGCGGCUUUACGCCUAGACCCACAGCAGCAGCAGCAGCAGCAGCAGCAGCAGCAGAGGCCCCAUGCGUCGUGUCUGCAAGCCCUCCGUUCCCGAGCAGCCCCCGCAGCAAGCUGCUGCUGCUGCCCACCUACCCAGCGUACCACAAAGCAAUCAGCAGCAGCAGCAGCAGCAGCAGCAGCAGCAGCAGCAAACAGGGCCCUUCCUGCUGCAGCCAUGGCACUGAAGUGCUGCUCGCCUUUGUGGGGCCCCCACAGGGAGAAGCUGCAGCAGCUCUGUGGCUGCUGGGGGCGGGGGGCCCCCAGGGCCCCACACCUAAGGUCAUAUACUCUGCUGCAGCAGAACCUGCAGCAGCAGCAGCAGCAGCAGCAGAGCUCAGCAAGAGGCCGCAUGCGCGGCAGGAGUGGGGCCCUGGGACGCCGGUGGUAGCGAAGCAGAUAUGUCCUGCUGCAGCAGGAUCUGCAGCAGCAGCAGCGGCAGCAGCAGCAGCAGCAGCAGCAGACUCGCGCCUGCGCUGGAAGCUGCUGCGCCCCUCGAUGCUGCCGGCCCAUAUGUUGCCGCAGCGGCUGCAGCAGCAGCAGCAGCAGCAGCAGCAGCAGCAGCACGAGGAUGUGCUGCUGCAGCAAGGGGAAGAGUUAGUGCUGCUGAACCAGAAGACGCAGGAGUUCUUGUCGCUGCAGCUGCUGGUGAAGCCGCAGCAGCUGUUGCUGCAGCAGCAGCAGCAGCUGCUGCAGCGCCGAGUUUGUCUCGUGGGGUCUCUCUCUUUCGACUCCCCGCCCGAGCAUCCCGCAGCAGCAGCAGCAGCAGCAGCAGCAGCUGCUGCUGCUGCUGCUUCUGGGGUGUACGUACACUGCGGCUGGCGCAUAGAGAAAGCAGGACUUCCAGAGUGCGGCCUUCCGCUGUCUCGAUUUGCUGCUGCGCUGCUGGCCCCCAGCCCGUGGGAUGCUGCAGCAGCAGCAGCAGAAGUGUGGGGCAGCAGCACGGUGGCUGCUGUGCUGCAGCAGCACGGGCUGGCUGCUGCUGCUGCUGCAGUGCCGCCGGCGGCGCCGCUGCCCAUGGAGGAGCAGCAGGAGCUGCUGCUGCAGCGCAGCAGCAGCAGCCCCGAGCCCGACUUCGCUGCUGCAGUCAACUGGGGGCAGCAGCAGCUAGCAGCAGACUGGCUGCUGCUGCCGCAUGCAGCAAGGGAGCGGCUGCUGCUGGAGGAGCUGCUGUCGCUGCUGCUGGGCGUUGACGGCGUGCUGCUGCGGGUGGUGCAGCAGCCGCUGCGGGGGGAGGAGCAGCAGCAGCUUGCUGCGCUGCAGCAGCAGCAGCAAGACCUGCUGCUGCAGCAGGCCGGCCGCGCGGAGCCGCGCCCCCGCCAGCAGCAGCAGCAGCAGCAGCAGCAGCAGCAGCUGCUGGAGCAGCACGAGUAUGACCUCAACAGCAGCAGAUGCUGCCUCCCGCUGCUGCCGCGCUUUUCCGUGUGGCUGCAUCCGCUGCUGCAGCAGCAGGGGGGCCCCCCAGGGACUGCAGCAGGGGGCCUGCAGUGUUUGCUGCAGCAGCUAGCAGCAGCAGCAGCAGACGUGCGGCUGCUGCUGCAUGCGCAGCAGGUGGCAGGCAGCAGAGUCGAAGAAAUGGGAGCUGUGGGGGCUGCUUUUGCUGCUGCUGUUGGAGGGUUUCUCAACGAAUUAGGGGGCGGGGCCCUCCUCAAUGCUGUGGAAGCAGCAGCAGCAAGACUUCCUGCUGGAGACUCCGCCAGGCAGCUGCUGCUGCUGCUGCAGCAGCAAGCCAUGAGCCCGCUGGCCCGCUGCUUGCGGCGCUGGCUGCUGCGGGGGGAAAUCCAAGACACUUACAGAGAGUUCUUCAUUCGGGACAGGACGGAGCAGACGCGCGAUCCCCUUACGGCGGAGUCUGGAGACAGCUGCAGUGGUUUGGGACAGUGGCCGUGGGAGUGGCAGGAGCGCUUCGCCAUAGAAGGGACUUCUGUGCCGCAGCACUUAAAGCCUGUGGCGCAGCUGCUGCUGCAGACGGGGCGCUGCAUUCGGCUGCUGCGGGACUGCGACCAGACGCAGGAGCAGCAACAGCCGCAGCAGCAACAGUGGCAGCAGCAGCAGCAGAAACAGCAGCAAAUGGCUCGGGCCCUGCAGGAGACAGUUGCGUCUGCAGGGCCCUUAUUUAAGACAUGCUGCAUAAGAAAUAAGGGAGUAGGCGCUAGCAGCUGCCGGGCCACUGCUGCUGCUGCUGCUGCUGCUGCUGCUGCUGCUGCUGUGCUGCAGCCGUGGCCUGACCUCAGCCGGCACUUUACUGCAGCACGGGGCGGCAGCAGCAACUGGCCGCUGCUGCUGCAGCAGGAGCUGCUGUCGGGCGCGCUUCCUGCAGCAGCAGAAACGGCGUCUGCUGCAGUUCAUGCGAUGCUGGCGUCUCCUCUUGUGCUGGGCAGCCCAGCAGCAGCAGCAGCAGCAACAGCAGCAGCAGCAGCAAACCACCCUGCAGCGCAGGGAUUUGUGGGGUUUCUAAAGGGCCUCAAGGCCCUCUGCCUCGGGGGCAGGGGAGAUGUUUUUGCUGCCUUUUUGGAGUCGUGCGAUCCCGCGACAGAUCCGCUGCAGCACCAGUUUGCUGCUGCUGCUGCUGCUGCUGCUGGCCGCAGCCUCGAGAUGCAGCAGCAGCAGCAGCAGCAGCAGGUCCUGCAACAGGUACAUGUCUUGGAAGCCCGCAUGGAUGCCGCCAUAAGAAGCGUCACUGAAUAUGAAUGGCUGUGCGACGAUUUGUCGCUGUCUGUACACCCCAUCGCCAGCCUUUCCGAAGCAGCACAGCUGCUGCACCGAGCAGCAACAAAGCCGCAGCUGUAUGCACAGCUGAUUGCUGCUCCCCGGGUGUCGCAGCAGCAGCUGCAGCAGCAGCUGCAGCAGCAGCCCGUGGACCUCGGGCUCACAGACAUCUACCGCCGCUUGUGUCUAAGCCUGAACUGCCGCGGGCCUCUGCGGCUGCUGUUCUCUCGAGAAACUAUUGCAAUUUAUCAGCUGGUCUACAGAGAGCUGCUGCAGCUGCACUUGGCUAGCCGCCAGCUAGCGCUAGUUUGGCGGGACCUCCUCAAGACCAAGGACCUCUUUGGCCUCAGACACUCUGGCUCUCACUUUCGGGCAGCGCUGAAGACAAGAGGGCAAAUGGCCUACUUCGUGUCUUGUUUGCUUUCCUACGUUUCCAACGAUGUGGUGGACGUGGAGUUCGGGCGGUUUCUUUCGUUUUGCUGCCGCGGGCGCCCGAGCGCGGAGCUGCUGCAGCAGCAGCACUUGGAGUGCAUGCGCUGCAUCAGCAGCGGCUGCUUCUUUGGAAGCCCCACAACUUUGCAAAGUUUGAACAAAACUUUGGCAGUUAUUUUGACUUUUGCUGCGCAUACACUCAAGUUCUCCACGCUGGCCACCAGGCCGCAGCUGCUGGGCGCUGCUGCAGCAGACGGCGCUGCUGCUGCUGCUGCUGCUGCUGCUGCUGCGGCUGCGGCUGAGCCGCUGGGAGACGCAGCAGGCGCAGCGGCAGACAAAGCAGCAGCAGCAGCAGCAGCAGCAGCAGCGCCCGCUGCAGCAGCCCCGCGCGACAGCGAAGCGCACGCUGCAGCGCAGCAGCAGCAGCAGCAGCGGCUGCUGCAGCAAAAACGCAGAGACAGCAGACUGCAGUGCUUCCGCUGCGCAGUGGAAGCCACGGGCUUCGGCUCGAUGGUCCGCACGGCCCACGCAGCUUUCGUCAGCAGCCAGAAAGAGUUCGUAGCUCGGCUGUUCAGGCUGGUGCAGGGGUCCACUGGUUCUGCUGCUGCUCAUUUGCUGCAGCGCCUCGAAAUGGCCUUAGCAGCAGAAGACAAACAAGGGACUUGUGGGGUCUCUUCUCCUCUGGGCACAACGCCGCGUUACGAGCUGCACAAGGCGCUUUCUGCUGCUGCUGCUGCGCCUGCUGCUGCUGCUGCUGCGCCUGCUGCUGCUGCUGCUGCUGCGCCUGCUGCGGCUCCUGCUGCUGCUGCGCCUGCUGAAGAGGCCGGUGCAGCAGCAAACGCCGCUAGACUCAGAGCCACGGCGACACUCGGGCGCGUCAGCCCCCGUAGCGCGACGGGCUCCGCAGCAGCAGCAGCAGCAGCAGCAGCAACAGCAGCAGCAGCAACAGCAGCAAAAGCAGCAACAGCAGCAGCAGCGACAGACUCAGCAGCAACAGCAACGCCGCCGUACUCCCUACCGACGCCUUCUAGAGAGAGGCCGGUGCUUCUCUCCUCGCCGCACCAGCAACAGCAGCAACAGCAGCAACAGCAGCUGCAACAACUGCAGCAGCACCACGAGAAACAGCAGCAGCAGCAGCAGCAGCAUCCAAGCACCACUUCUGCAAUGCAGCAGCUGCUUCACAUGAGGCAGCAACAACUACAGGAGCAGCAGCAGCGACAUCACGAGCAGCUGCGCCAGCCCCAAAAUCAGCAGCAGCAGCAGCAGCAGCAGCAGCAGCAGCAGCAACAGCCGCAGCAGCCCCGCUUCCCGAGGGCUCCAAGAACAGCAGGUCCAUCGACACUGCAGCGAACUGCGAGCGCAGCAGCCACAGCUGCAGCUGCUUCAUCUCGUGGAUUUGAUUCGGGCCUAAAGGGCAGCAGCAGCAGCAGCAGCAGCAGCAGCAGCAGCAGCAAGACAACAUGGCCGACUCCUCCGAGGCCUGCCACUGGGGCAGCAGAGACGGCUGCAGCUGCUUGCUCUCGCAGCAGAAGCGCGACAGCAGCCACAGCAGCUGGCAGGGGCUACAGCAGCAGCAGCAGCAGAUACAGUCUCGGGCAGCAGCAGCAGCAGCAGCAGCUGUUGCAGCGCGGAGCUGGCACUGGGCCCAGCAGCAACAGCAGCAGAAGGCCCCCCCUGUCCCACAGCAGCAGCAACAGCAGCUUCGUCAGCGGCUCCGAUACAGACGACGACAGCCACAACACGGCAGCAACAGCAGCAGCAGCAGCAGCAGCAGCAGCAGCAAGAACAGCACCUGCUGCUGAGGUAGAGACAGACGCAGCAACAGAAGAAGCUUGGAGCGAUGCUCCUACUGAGCAAAGUGACCUGGAGCCAGAUGCUGCAGCGCAGCAGCAGCGGCAGCAAAACUUGCUGCAGCAGCGGCGGCAGCAGCAGCUGCCUCCCUUGCAGCCAACCCAGCUAGCCCAGGCCCAGGCGAUGCUCCGACGCCUUCAGCACCAGUGA